AUGCUACUCAUAAGAACACAUCGAUUCCUCAAGGUAGUCACUACAGAUGUGUACACCUACAUCGGCACGAUAGUCGAAGUACUAAAUGAGGGUCUUCCACGCACUGUCUGGAUCAUCAUAGGUGAUCGGUCAAAUCGAAGUCUCAAUAAGCGUUUAAGUCUCACAUACACUCUUAUUACUUUCCAAAUCCUGCUCGGUAUCCCACUUAUGAUAAUAUUUCUUUCAAGCGCCAAAUAUCUCGCCGCGGCUUUCGUCCCCGAGGUUGUGAGACAGCCUAGUUUGACGGAGUUCCAAACCCAUAGUAAAUAUGCAGGCGAUGAUUAG
This is a messenger RNA of Sclerotinia sclerotiorum 1980 UF-70, 324 nucleotides long. RefSeq lists its product as hypothetical. The record is from RefSeq and is a predicted model, not a curated record. Lineage: Eukaryota; Fungi; Ascomycota; Leotiomycetes; Helotiales; Sclerotiniaceae. Bases 1 to 324 code for a protein of 107 amino acids. The transcript has 2 exons.